Molecule: messenger RNA, 1442 nt
Organism: Populus euphratica (Euphrates poplar)
Lineage: Eukaryota; Viridiplantae; Streptophyta; Magnoliopsida; Malpighiales; Salicaceae
Product: jmjC domain-containing protein 7-like
Exons: 3
Coding region: 113-1207 (364 amino acids)
Source: RefSeq, a predicted model, not a curated record
AACAUGCUCUAUUUUUGGGUUUGACAAAGACUCUGGCAUGUGAGAGUGAUUUGCACAAAGAGUGGUGAAAGGCGGAAUGUAAUAAGACAGACAUAAGCACAAGAAAAGUGGAAUGUUGAAGGAGGGAGAAAGAUUGCUAGAAGGGCUGUGGGGGGAGGUGAGGGAGCUAAGCCUGGGAAACAGGAUACAAAGGCUAGACUCAGCCCCAACCCCACUCCAAUUCCUAAGAGACUUUGUAUCCCCUAACAAGCCUUGCAUCAUUUCUAAUGCCAUCUCCCACUGGCCUGCUCUCACCCGUUGGCCUAGUCUCUCUUAUCUCUCUUCCACCCUUUCCAAUUCCAUCGUCUCCCUUCACCUCACCCCAGAUGGCCGUGCUGAUUCCCUUGUUCCCCUAGAAAACCCUAAAAAAGAAGAAAUAUGCUUUGCCUCUGCUCACGUUGAGCGUGUUCCUUUCCCUAGUGCACUGGAUCUUGUUCUGAAUUCAGAAAGAAAAAAUCUGGUCGCAUACCUGCAGCAGCAGAAUGACUGCUUCCGGGAAGAAUAUCUGGCAUUGGCUUCAGACUGCGAUGCCCACAUCCCAUGGGCGACUGAGGCACUGGGAGGCAACCUUCCGGAGGCGGUGAAUCUGUGGAUUGGAAACCAUUUAUCUGAAACUUCAUUCCACAAGGACCAUUAUGAGAAUCUGUAUGCUGUUGUUUCGGGGGAGAAGGAAUUCUUGCUUCUUCCUCCUACUGACAUGCACCGCAUGUACAUUCAAGAUUUCCCAGCUGCUCAGUAUUCUUAUUCCAGUGACAGUGGAGAAUUUAGAUUGGAGUUGGAGAAGCCAUUGAGGUACGUGCCAUGGUGCAGCGUGAAUCCUUACCCAUCUCCAGAGACUAAGGAAAUUGAAAUGUCUAAAUUUCCUCUGUAUUUCAAUGGUCCGACACCCUUUCAUUGUACUGUCAAGGCUGGCGAGAUUCUCUACUUGCCAAGUAUGUGGUUUCAUCAUGUUCGACAGAGUCCAGAUGACAAUGGAUGCACUAUUGCCCUAAACUACUGGUAUGAUAUGCAGUUCGACAUCAAGUAUGCUUAUUUCAAUUUCUUGCAAUCAAUUCAUCAUGGGUCAAGAUUGAUGAAUUGCGAUCCAUCCAAGUGCACCUUGAGUGAUGAACUACGUAUCGAUGCUAGUGAAUUGGAAGUCAAUCAAGAAGAUACUAAAGACGGAUAGGCUUUGAUUUAUUUAAUGUGGUGGGUGGUUUCGUCAUCCAAUCCAUUUAUGGAUGAACUCACCAAGCAGAAUAUGCAGAGAAAAUCACAACAAAGACAUUUGCGCUGUUUCUGUCACAUGCUAACGUUGUCACCAUUGAUUCUUGCAACUUCGAUGCUUAUAAUCAUUUUCUGGUGUUGUCAUCUUACAAGCUUCAACGAAGAAAAUAUAGAAACAUCACGAAAUGUUAUUAUCU